CCUGCACACAUCCUUCAAGACGCAAUGUUCCUUUAUGUCCCUGCGAGUGUCUUCUGUAGUCCCCUCGGUGCUCGAACGCCAAGAUCGAGUGAUGAUUAAGGUGCUGAUGCGGGGGCCGAAUCCUGUGGCCCGGCCCGAUCUAAGCCCCAAAAUGCGACUCCAUGUUCACCAACGCCUCCUGUAUAGGCAGCCAUGCCGCCUUUUCAGUGACCUCUUUAAGCAUCUACGCAAGCGAAGAUGCUCUUCAAAGUCGCCAACGUCAUUACUGGCGCGGGACAGAGCGCCGCCAAACAGGAUGAGGGAGCGUCCCUCACGUCGGUCCUCGAGACGCCCGCCCUCCGCGUAGAACUCGCCCUGCUGGUGUUGUUGUGCACCGAUGCGAUGCGCAGCGACUUGGUAGCGACAUUCGACGCCGAUAAAACACACGAGACCGAAUCCUCCACUGCGACGCCACCUCCUACGUCUCCACCGCUGCAGACAGCGACACAAGAUCUUAUCAGCUUCGAUGGGCCGCAGAAUGAAGCCGCAAUCGAGGCAGAGGGACGGAGAAGGGUGCGACAACGAGAGGUGGAGUCGACACAGAUGCUGGGCUUGCGAAGGGCUGCUCUGACAUACUUCGACAAGUGGAGGGCUGGCGUGAUGCAUCGCAUUUGCGACGUACUCUGCGUUCGAGGGGAUGUGGUACGCCAGGCGAAGGCUAAGCGGAAGCAAAUGAUGGCAGAGGGCGAGAGGCAUAAACAAGGCAAUUCUCUCCUGCUUGAUUUUGAAGGCGAUCCGUUCAGCAUGCGUUACACCAGUAAGACGAGGAAGCAUGGCCACUACGAAGUCAUUGAAACGCAGAUGCUUGCUUUCGAGGAAGAAAAGAAGGUUCUCAUAUUGCAUUGCCUCCUUCUACUCAUCUUGAGUUUAGAGCAUUAUUCAGCUCACUCGCGGCUCCUCCUCCUUCAUCUAACAAGCAGCCUGGAAUUGGAGCCGGAUCUCCUGGCUGAGCACGAGAAAUCGAUCGCUCAAGGCCUUCUCGCCACUGCUGCAUCCCAGAUGGAUGCAGAAGAGUCAGCAAAGAAGCAAGCUUCAAACGAUGCGACAUCACGGAAGUGGAAGGUCGGGCUCGCUGCUGUGGGUGGUGCUGUCCUAAUUGGCGUCACUGGUGGGCUUGCAGCACCUUUGCUCGCUGCUGGUCUUGGCACAGUCAUGGGCGGCCUUGGUCUGGGUGUAGUAUCCACCUACCUUGGUGCACUGGCAGGGAGCUCUGUUCUCGUAGGCUCUCUAUUUGGUGCGUACGGCGCGAAGAUGACUGGAAGGAUCAUGGAGCAAUAUGCGAGAGAGGUCCAAGACUUUGAGUUUAUUCCUGUGCAAGAUCCUGAUCGCCCGGCCGCCCAGCGUGAUCACGAGUGGGCAGCAGAGCUAGAUGCCCGUGAUCCCACGAAGCGCGAACAGCAUCGUCUUCGUGUCACUGUUGGGAUUAGUGGUUGGCUCACGUCACCAACCGACGUGAACAAACCAUGGGAGAUCCUCGACGCGGGAGGUACCGAGCCAUUUGCGCUGCGUUUUGAGCUCGAGGCUAUGCUUCGCAUGGGCAACUCGCUCAACGACGUGCUAUUCAGCUACGCUUGGGAUGGCGUCACCUACACCAUUGUCAGCCGCACUCUUCUCGGGGCUUUAUAUGCCGGGCUUUGGCCGCUGGGCCUUGUCAAGGUUGCGAGUGUCCUCGACAACCCUUUCAGCGUUGCGCUGGCGAGGGCAGACAAAGCUGGAAAGGUCUUGGCACAUGCCCUCAUCGAUGGCGUACAAGGCAAGCGACCUGUUACUCUGAUGGGUUACUCGAUUGGAGCGCGCGUCAUAUACUCAUGUUUGGUUGAACUGGCAGAACAGAACGCGUUCGGCCUAGUCGAAGCUGCCGUAUUAAUGGGCACACCGGCGCCUUCGGACAGCAAGUCUUGGAGAAAGAUACGGUCUGUUGUUGCCGCUCGUGUGGUCAAUGUGUUCAGCACUGAGGACUACAUCUUGGGCUUUCUGUACCGGUCCACCAAGCUCGAAUUUGGGGUUGCUGGUCUGCAAGAAAUCAAAGACGUAUUUGGCGUCGAGAAUGCCGACAUGAGCAAGCUCGUCAGCGGCCAUGACCGUUACCGGUACCUGGUCGGAAGCAUUCUUGUCAAGAUCGGUUUUGGCGACAUCGACUUCAAUCGAGUAGCCGAGCAGGAACGUGCUUUGGAGGUCGCGGAAAAGCGGAAAGAGCAGGUCCAAAAAUACGUGCAGCAGCACAAGAAAGACAGCCAACAGCCAGACCUAUCUGCCUCAAGGGCGACAGAGAUGGUGAUUGCCCAACAUUCCUCCAAUAGCUUGGUCAAUGUAUCAGCUCCAUCAUCAGCAGAACCACCAUCGCCACCUCCAAGUCCAUCACGCCCUCGGAGACAGAUGAUUUCGAUGCAGUCAAGAUCAGGCCAACAGCCUUUCGUGCGGCGGCAGCCGACUUUGCCGGCAUCCGCACCUGCGCCAGCUUCUGCGCAAGACCCAUCGCGAAUGGCAGCUCGCUCGGCCUCUGUAGCACAAGUAGGGAAGCCUGCAACGACUGAGAACAUGGAUCCAUUGUCAGAUUCAAUCGAAAUGGAGAGCUCUGCCCCUGCUCUGUCAACACGCCCACCAGCUUACCCCUCAUCUUCCCUGUCCCGAAAACAACUCCCCACGAACAUGACGCCCACACCCGCCGCUGAACCACAGCGCACCAACUUCACACGGCCCACUUGGUCAUCAUCAUCUCAGUACGACCCCGAGCCACACCAGAUCGACAUGCGCGACCUCGAAACGCAGAAAGUCUCACCGUCGCUGGAAGGGAUGCUUAAGUUCCCAAAGGACGCACCUCCGUCCCCUGUCGCUGUUGAAACCUCGAGAAGCGCUCCUCUUUUCACAAGCGCGGCGAAGAAGACGCCCGUAGUCGCUAUUGCGGAAGUAGACGAGAGCGAGUAUAGUGACGAUGACGUGGCGAGCGAAUUUGGAGAGCUGAAUAUGGUGGAGCCCGAGCCGUUGGAUGAUAAUGAUUAUGGGCUGAUGUGAAGGAGCGAGCUGUGCAUUGUUAUAUAGAUACCCCAAGAAACGGUCCAGGAUUUAGACCACAUCAAAUUCUUCGUACAGUUGAGGUUCAAACUCAGAACCCAAGAACCC
Molecule: messenger RNA, 3159 nt
Organism: Paraphaeosphaeria sporulosa
Lineage: Eukaryota; Fungi; Ascomycota; Dothideomycetes; Pleosporales; Didymosphaeriaceae
Product: DUF726-domain-containing protein
Exons: 2
Coding region: 238-3051 (937 amino acids)
Source: RefSeq, a predicted model, not a curated record